AUGGCACGACCGCGUCGGGCUCCACGCAGGCAGCGACCCCCAUCGUGCCUCACGUCACGCACGACGCACGAGCCCCCGCAGCGCAGGGAGCGGGGCCCAGAGCAGCGGAGCUCGGGGUUUUUGACACCCCCGGAGCACAUCACCGCCUCUGCCUCCGCUAAGUACGCUGUCUUGUGUGACUUUGACACCCCCCCACAAGGUCACAAACUCUCCCAUCUACAGUGUCACACGGACACAAGAUACACCUGCCACACGUUGGCACAAACCUUCACUAAUCCAGCCAGCCCCGCAGCGAAUGCGGGCAGGGUCACACUGUCACACGCCGCUUGUGGUAGGGACACAGACAGGGCCGUCUUCACACACAGACAGGUGACAUAUACAGACACUCCUAUAAAGCCACACCAUCAACACAAAAUAAGACGCAAACAGAUAAAGUCUCGGACCUCAGGAAUCCAGUUGUCAUCCAGCCACUCCCCUCACAUGGAGACUGUAGAGUCACAGACACAUUGUGGGGACAGACUCGAUGGUCAUACUGUCCGCGUACAUCACAAUUAG
Messenger RNA from Rangifer tarandus platyrhynchus (Svalbard reindeer), 555 nucleotides. The record is from the annotation of a GenBank genome assembly. NCBI's taxonomy places the organism in Eukaryota, Metazoa, Chordata, Mammalia, Artiodactyla, Cervidae.